AAUGAUCCCCCUCCCCGAAUUCACUGGAGGUGUGUGUGUGUGUGUGUGUGUGACCGCAGUGCGUGGAUCAGCAUGGAGACUCCACACGCCAACUUUGAAGGGAAAAACUGGAUGUAAUUCAUUCUCCGUGGAAGAGCAGCAGCGAGGAGCGAUGAAGUGGGAUUUGUUGCUCAUUGUUUUCGGGUGGUUUGAACUCCCGUGGCUCGUGGAUUGUUUCGAUGUGCACGUGAGUGAGGAUGCGGGACCGGGCACCGCGAUCGCGAUCACCGGCUCCUGCGCGCUGGACCAGCUCAUCGUUCCCCGGUUCGCGGAGAGUUUCCUUCACCGGGACGCGGGAGUGCUCACUUUCUCCGGCGCUUUGAACUGCGAAUCGGUUCUUUCGAACCCGUUCACUGUGUACGCGAUCAUGGACUGUGCGGAGAACAACGCGUCUGGGUUUAGACACCUUUUAACCAGCCGGUAUAAUGUGCACGUUCACGGGAAAAACUGCGCGUUUAGGCGCAAACGCGAAAAAGAACUAGACGUGGAGAUUAUAAGUUUAAUAGAUGCUUCAGAGUGCCAUGAGGCGGGCACCGCUGUUUUCCGUGUGUUUGAUGUGUUACCGGGCAACCCGACGCAGUGUAACGUAACCGGGACUUCAGCGCUUUACGUCUCCGAGGGUCGUUUGUUUACUUCGGCUCCGCUGUGUUUCCCUCGCGACUCUAUGCUGGAGUUUCAACUACGCUGCGUGGGACGCGCACGCACGGGUGUCGCGCAUGCGCACUGGCGCGUGGGUCGUGGUCCGUUCACUCAAACACACCUGAGGACGUUACUUAAACGGGCCGCGCGCUCAAACUCAGGGCUUCUGAGCAGGAGGAGAAGGAACGUAAACAAUAACCCUCAGUUUCAACCUCCCAUGUAUCAAGUGUCCAUUCCAGAAAAUCAACCAUCCGGGACUUUUGUUGUUGUUUUAAAAGCAUUUGACCCGGAUGAGGGUGAAGCAGGCAGGCUGGAAUACUUCUUAGAGGCCUUGUUUGAUAGUCGUUCCAACAAUCUUUUCGCCGUUGACCCAGCGAGCGGCAUCGUUUCCACCGUGGAGAUACUAGAUAGAGAAACGAAGGACACGCAUGUGUUCAGAGUCACGGCUGUGGAUCACGGAACGCCACGUCGCACUGCCAUGGCGACGCUCACCGUAACGGUUAGCGAUACGAACGAUCACGACCCCGUCUUCGAGCAGGAGGACUAUAAAGAAAGCGUGCGAGAAAAUCUUGAAAUCGGUUAUGAGGUCCUGACUGUACGUGCCACGGAUGGCGACGCUCCCGUCAACGGAAACAUCCUUUAUCAUUUGCUAAACAAUGGGACUAACGACGUGUUCGAGAUCGAUUCCCGCUCCGGCGUUAUUCGCACACGAGGUCUAGUCGACCGCGAAACUGUCGAAUCCUACAUGCUACUGGUUGAAGCGAACGAUCAAGGUCGUGACCCCGGGCCUCGCAGCGCUACGGCAACCGUGUGCAUCGUCGUGGAGGACGAUAACGACAACGCACCGCAGUUUAGCGAGAAACGCUACGUCGUUCAAGUUCCCGAAGACUUGACGCCAAACACGGAAAUCCUGCAGGUUACGGCGACCGACCAGGACCGCGGGAACAACGCCGUGGUCCAUUUUAGCAUCAUGAGUGGAAACACUCGAGGCCAGUUCUACAUCGACGCUCAGACGGGGAAAUUAGACCUUGUGAGUCAGCUUGAUUACGAGAUCAAUAAAGAGUACAUGCUUCGCAUUCGAGCGCAAGAUGGUGGACGCCCGCCACUCUCCAACAUCAGCGGCCUCGUCACGGUGCAAGUGCUUGACGUUAACGACAACGCUCCGAUAUUCGUCAGCACUCCGUUCCAGGCUACGGUCCUAGAGAACGUUCCCGUCGGAUACUCUGUCAUUCACAUUCAAGCUAUAGACGCCGAUGCUGGCGAUAACUCCCGUUUGGAAUACCGUCUCACAGAGACCACGCCAAACUUCCCAUUCGCCGUCAACAACAGCACAGGCUGGAUUAUCGUAGCAUCCGAGUUGGAUAGAGAAAGCGUGGACUUUUAUAACUUCGGAGUGGAGGCGCACGACCACGGAACGCCAGCUAUGUCUUCCUCCGCUAGCAUUAGCAUGACUAUUCUAGACGUCAACGACAACAACCCUGAGUUCACGCAGAAGGCGUAUUACAUGCGCUUAAACGAGGACGCGGCCGUAGGAACGAGUGUCGUAACCGUGUCCGCCGUUGAUCAGGAUAUCAACAGCGUAGUGACGUAUCAGAUCUCAAGCGGAAACACCAGAAACCGUUUCUCCAUUACUAGCCAAAGCGGCGGAGGCUUAAUAACGCUUGCGCUACCGCUAGACUACAAGCUGGAGCGACAGUACGUGCUAACCGUCACGGCGUCAGACGGCACACGCUUCGACACAGGGAAGGUUUACGUCAAUGUCACAGAUGCUAACACUCAUAGACCAGUCUUCCAGAGCUCACAUUACACUGUCAACAUCAACGAGGACCGGGGCGUCGGCACAACAGUGGUGAUGAUCAGCGCAACGGACGAGGAUACGGGCGAAAACGCUCGGAUUACGUACUUCAUGGACGAUAGCAUCCCUCAGUUUCACAUCGAUGCGGACAGCGGAGCCGUAACCACACAGAUGGAGCUGGACUACGAGGAUCAAGUUUCGUACACGCUCGCCAUCACGGCCCGAGACAACGGCAUCCCACAGAAAUCCGACACUACUUACCUUGAGAUCCUUGUGAACGACGUGAACGACAACUCGCCUGUGUUCCUGCGGGAUCGUUAUUUAGGCUCCGUCACGGAAGACAUUCCCGUGUUCUCCAGCGUUUUGCAGGUCUCCGCGACCGACCGCGACUCAGGCCUCAACGGGCGAGUCUUCUACACGUUCCAGGGCGGAGAGGACGGCGACGGCGACUUCAUCAUCGAGUCCACGUCGGGGAUCGUCCGUACGCAACGACGGCUUGACCGAGAAAACACGCCUAUCUAUAACCUCCAAGCGUUUGCGGUUGAUAAAGGAGUUCCGGCGCUCAAAACGCCGGUUGACAUUCAAGUAACCGUUUUGGAUGUGAACGAUAACCCGCCUGUGUUCGAGAAAGAUGAGUUUGAUAUCUUCGUGGAGGAGAACAGUCCCAUCGGGCUUGUUGUGGCUCACAUAUCCGCGUCAGACCCGGACGAAGGCAGCAACGCUCAAAUCAUGUACCAAAUCGUCGAAGGCAACAUUCCCGAGAUCUUCCAACUGGACAUCUUCUCCGGAGAGCUCACCGCUCUGACCGACCUCGACUACGAGACUCGUUCGGAAUACGUUAUCGUGGUUCAGGCCACAUCCGCUCCGCUAGUCAGCAGAGCCACGGUCCACAUCAAACUCGUCGACAGGAACGACAACAUCCCCGUCCUCAAGAACUUCCAGAUUAUUUUUAACAAUUACGUCACCGAUAAGACCAGCAGCUUCCCUUCGGGAGCGAUCGGGCGGAUCCCGGCGCACGACCCGGAUGUCUCGGAUCAGCUCCACUACAGCUUCGAGGCGGGAAACGAGCUGAAUUUAGUGAUUCUGAACCGGAGCACCGGAGAGAUCCGACUCAGCCGAGCCCUGGACAACAACAGACCGCUGGAGGCGUCCAUGAAGAUCUCAGUCUCAGACGGCGUUCACUCGGUGUCGGCUCAGUGUCUGCUCCAGGUCACGGUCAUCACCGACGAGAUGCUCUCCAACAGCAUCACGCUGCGAUUGGCCAACACGUCCCAGGAGCGCUUCCUCUCGCUGCGAUUGGCCCAGUUCCUGGAGGGCGUGGCCCGCGUUCUCUCGGCGUCCCGUGAAGACGUGGUGGUGUUCAACGUCCAGGACGACACCGACGUCAGCGCCGGGAUCCUGAACGUCAGCCUGUCCGUGGCCCUGCCGGUCGAGGGGUCGCGGGGUCGCGGGGUCACGACCCGGCUGGGCGAGUUCUUCGGGUCGGAGGAGCUUCAGGAGCGCUUGUAUCUGAACCGGAGUCUCCUGGCGCAGAUCUCCUCGCAGGAGGUGCUCCCGUUCGACGACAACAUCUGCCUGCGCGAGCCGUGCGAGAACUACAUGAAGUGUGUGUCCGUGCUGAAGUUCGACAGCCUGGCGCCGUUCGUGGCGUCGGACACCAUCUUGUUCCGGCCGAUCCACCCGAUCGCGGGUCUGCGGUGCCGCUGUCCAAUCGGCUUCACCGGCGACUACUGCGAGACGGAGAUCGACCUGUGCUACGCUAAACCCUGCGGCGCUAACGGCGUCUGCCGCGGCCACGAGGGCGGCUUCACCUGCGAGUGUCUCCACGACUACACAGGUGAGCGGUGUGAGAUCUCCUCGCGCUCGGGCCGGUGCGCUGACGGUGUGUGUAAGAACGGUGGGACGUGUCUCAACCUGCUGGUGGGCGGCUUCAGGUGCGAGUGUCCGAGCGGAGGCUUCGAGAAGCCCUUCUGCCUCAUGAGCUCCAGGAACUUCCCACCGCACACCUUCCUCACAUUCAAGGGCCUCCGCCAGCGCUUCCACUUCACGCUCUCGCUCGCGUUUGCGACUCGAGAACCCAACGGUCUGCUGUUGUAUAACGGACGCUUUAACGAGAAACACGACUUCAUCGCUCUGGAGAUCGUUAACGAGCAGAUCCAGCUCACGUUCUCCGCAGGCGAGACGAAGACGAGGGUGUCGCCCUUCCUCGUGGGCGGAGUCAGUGACGGCCAAUGGCACACGGCACACGUGCACUACUACAACAAGCCCGUCCUGAACCGCGCCGGUCUUCCUCAGGGUCCCUCCGAUCAGAAGGUCGUCGUGGUAACCGUUGACGACUGCGACACGUCGGUGUCUCUGCGUUUCGGUCACGUGAUUGGAAAUUACUCGUGUUCCGCCCAGGGUAGCCAAUCAGGAUCCAAGAAGUCUCUGGAUCUGACGGGUCCGCUGUUACUGGGCGGCGUUCCCAAACUCCCGGAGGAGUUUCCCGUCGGGAACCGGCAGUUCAUCGGCUGCAUGAAAGACCUGCGCAUCGACGAGCGACACAUCGACAUGGCGGGAUUCAUCGCGAAUAAUGGAACGCUAGCCGGAUGCUCGGCAAAGCGACACUUCUGCAGCAAUAACCCGUGUCUGAACGGCGGCAGUUGCGUGAAUCUGUGGGGCUCGUUCCGAUGCGACUGCGCUCUGGGCUUCGGAGGACGCAACUGCGAGAAAGUGAUGCCGAACCCGCUGCGUUUCCAGGGUAACAGUCUGUUGUCAUGGAGUAAUCUGGCUGUCGUGGUAACAGUUCCUUGGCACCUGGAGUUCAUGUUCCGCACACGACAGCUGACGGCAACACUGAUACACAUCAGUUCAGGACAACAUCACAACCUCACCAUACAGCUGAGGCAGGGGUGUGUGGUGACGUCAGUCCAGCGCGGCGAGGACUCCGCUGUGUCUCGUGUUGAUGAUGUCACGGUGAGCGACGGCCAAUGGCAUCACGUGUUGCUGGAGCUCCGUGGCUCCGCCUCCAUUACGGCGGCUCUGAGCCUCGACCACGGCCUGUACACGGCGUCUAUGGAUCUGGACUCUAAGUUAAGAGGAGUUAAACUGAAGACUCUGAGUGUCGGCGGCGUCACAGACGGCAGGAAUACAGUCCUCAGUGGAUUCAGGGGAUGCGUUCAGGGUUUGCGUCUGGGCGAGACCCCCUCGGCUCCGGUGUUUCCCAGCAUGCAUCAGGCUCAGGUGUUGAACGUGGAGUCGGGCUGCAGUUUCCCGAACGCCUGCGGAUCAAACCCGUGUCCCGAACACAGCGAGUGCAGAGACGGCUGGGACACACACUCCUGCCGCUGCCACACCGGUUACUAUGGCAGCAGCUGCACUGACGCCUGCGCACUGAACCCCUGCGAGCACCAAUCAGCAUGCAGCAGGAAGAUAAGCUCCGCCCACGGCUACACCUGCACCUGUCCCAGCAGCUUCUUCGGCCAAUACUGCCAGAAAAAGACGGACCUGCCGUGUCCCCGCGGAUGGUGGGGUGAUAAGUCAUGUGGUCCGUGUAACUGCGACACGGCUAAAGGCUUCGACGCCGACUGUAACAAGACCAGCGGAGUGUGUCGCUGCAAGGAUAAUCACUUCCGGCCCGCGUCAGGUGACGUGUGUGUGCUGUGCGAGUGUUACGCCGUGGGCUCGUUCUCGCGCGCGUGUGACCGGGUCACGGGCCAGUGUCAGUGUAAGCCAGGGGUCAUAGGUCGCCAGUGUGACCUCUGCGAUAACCCGUUCGCCGAGGUCUCGUCCAGCGGCUGCGAAGUGAUCUACGACAGCUGUCCUCAGGCCAUCGAUCAGGGAAUCUGGUGGCCAAGGACUAAGUUCGGUUUACCGGCCGCCGUCUCGUGUCCGAAAGGAUCCAUCGGAACCGCGAUCCGGCACUGUGACGAACACAAAGGCUGGCUCUCACCCAACCUCUUCAACUGCACAUCCCUGAGCUUCAGCCGACUCAAGACACUGUCAGAGCGUGUGGCGCGUAACGCGUCUCUGCUGGACUCGGCUAGCGUCCAGCGCGCGGCGGCUCUGCUGCGUAACGCUACGGGGAGCGCAGGCGAGUUCUACGGCAGCGACGUGAAGCUAGCCUAUCAGCUGACGCGCUGGAUCCUGCAGCACGAGAACGGCCAGCAGGGCUUCAACCUCAGCGCCACGCAGGACGUGCUGUUCAACGAGCACCUGCUGCAGGCGGGCAGUGCCAUCCUGUCGGCGAGCACACGCGGACACUGGCAGCUCAUCCAGCAGACGGAGGGCGGCACGGCGGCACUGCUGCAACAGUUCGAGGAGUACACCAACACACUCGCCCAGAACAUGAGGAAGACCUACCUGAGCCCCUUCACCAUCGUCACGCCCAACAUCGUCAUCUCCAUCGAUCGCUUGGAGAAGAUGAAUUUCGCGGGAGCCAAGCUUCCGCGGUAUCAGUCUCUGCGCGGGCCACGCCCACUCGACCUGGAGACGGCCGUCACUCUCCCCGACUCCGUCUUCAUCCCCGCCCCCGAGGGCAAAGGUCACCGGCACCACAGCGAGCCAAUCACAGAGCCCGGCAGGAACCACACGGCCAAUCGGAAGAGACGGCACCCGGAGGAGCGCGAGCAGGACGCCAUCGCUAGCGUGAUCAUCUUCCACAGCCUAGCGGCGCUGCUACCCGAGCGAUACGACACGGACAAGAGGAGCCUGAGGGUUCCCAAGCGUCCGGUCAUCAACACUCCUGUGGUCAGUAUAACGGUUCAUGAUAACGAGGAGUUACUGCAGCACAAUCUGGAUAAACCAAUCAUAGUGCAGUUCCGCCUGGUGACCACUGAGGAGCGCUCUAAACCCAUCUGUGUGUUCUGGAACCACUCCAUAGUUACGGGCGGUCCGGGCGGCUGGUCCUCGAAGGGUUGUGAGGUGGUCUUCAGGAACAGCACACACAUCAGCUGCCAGUGUUAUCACAUGACCAGCUUCGCUGUGCUCAUGGACAUCUCACGCCGAGAGAACGGAGAGAUCCUGCCAGUGAAGCUGAUCACGUGGAGUUCGGUGGGCGUGACGCUGGGCUUCCUCUUCCUCACCAUUGUCUUCCUCUCCUGCCUGCGGGCCGCCAGCAGCAACAAGACCAGCAUCGUCAACAACGGGGCGUUCGCACUCCUCAUCGCACACCUCAUCUUCAUCCUGGGCAUCAAUCAGGCCGAUAACCCGUUCCUCUGUACAGUGAUGGCCAUCCUGCUGCACUUCUCCUGGAUGUGUGUGUUCUCCUGGCUGUUCCUGGAGGCCCUGCACGUGCACCGCAUGAGGAGCGAGCUGCGCGACAUCAACUUCGGCCCCAUGCGCUUCUACUACCUGAUCGGCUGGGGCGUCCCGGCCUUCAUCACGGGGCUGGCGGUCGGGCUCGACCCUGAGGGGUACGGGAACCCUGACUUCUGCUGGCUCUCGCUCUACGACACACUCAUCUGGAGCUUUGCGGGACCCGUCGCGUUCGUUGUGUCCAUGAACGUGUUCCUGUACAUCAUGGCGUCGAGAGCGUUGUGUUCGCUCGGACAGAAGAGCUGCGAGAAGAGAUCCGCGCCGGAGGCGGGUCUGCGGACGGCGUGUGCCGUGUUGUUCCUGGUGACGGUGACGUGUCUUCUGGCCCUGCUGUCGGUCAACAGCGACAUGAUUCUGUUCCACUAUCUGUUCGCGGGAUUCAGCUGCGUUCAGGGCCCGUUUAUCUUCUUCUUCCGCGUGGUGUUUAAUAAAGAAGCCAGAGACGCCAUGCGCUACUGCUGCGGGAAGAAGCGGCCCGAUCACAUGAUCAAAUCCAAACCCUCCGCGUUCAUCUGUAACAGUAAUUAUGCGGACGGGCGUCUGUAUCACCUGCCGUUCUCUGAGUCGAGUGUGUCACUGAACGGAACCCAGAGCAGCAAAACCCAUCAGAACUACAUGCCCUUCAGCCUCCGUGGAGACGAUGUGAACAGCAGCCACCUGAGUCUGAGUGAACACAACACACUGUUCCAAGACAAACAGCAGAUGGACGAUCACGACUCCGACUCUGACAGCGAUCUCUCGGAGCUGGAGGACGAUCAGAGCGGCUCGUACGCGUCCACACACUCGUCCGACAGCGAGGAAGACGAGGGCGAGUUCCUGCAGGAGGAAUGCUGGGAAAAUCUGGCCACCAGCAGCACCAUCAAACCUCAUGAUGUGUGGGAGGCUGAGACAGGAACGGUGGAGGCAGAGACUCUUCCCAAACCAGAGGAUGCUGGGACGGAAAACCUGCUUCUGCUGCUGCCCAGUUUACCGAACACCAGCGCGCAGCCGCACAAAGGAAUCCUGAAGAAGAAGCAGCUGUCGCCCAUCGCCGAGAGGAACGCCAUCAACCGCAUACACAACCAGCUGUCGGGAGACUCCACCUCCUCACGCGAGGCUCGAGGGGGCGUGGCCAGGCGGGAUCAUCCGAACGGGACGUCAGCGAGCGGACCAACGAAAACACUCGACAACGACUCGUCUGAAUCCGAGUGA
Molecule: messenger RNA, 8959 nt
Organism: Rhinichthys klamathensis goyatoka
Lineage: Eukaryota; Metazoa; Chordata; Actinopteri; Cypriniformes; Leuciscidae
Gene: celsr2
Product: cadherin, EGF LAG seven-pass G-type receptor 2
Exons: 32
Coding region: 2-8959 (2985 amino acids)
Biological process (GO): homophilic cell-cell adhesion; G protein-coupled receptor signaling pathway; cell surface receptor signaling pathway
Cellular component (GO): plasma membrane
Molecular function (GO): calcium ion binding; G protein-coupled receptor activity
Source: RefSeq, a predicted model, not a curated record